AUGACCCCGCAGCUAAACAAUGAAGAAGGGACCAUAUUAAUUGCUCCGCAAAAGGCUGCUGGACAACCAAGGGGUUCAAUGAUAUCUGCGUCUUUUAAUUUUAUCAAUUCCAUUAUAGGAUCUGGAAUAAUAGGUUUACCAUAUGCAUUGAACCAGGCAGGGCUCCCCUUUGGCCUGCUGCUGCUGGUAGUUGUUGCGCUUAUCACAGACUACUCAAUCAUCUUACUAAUUAAAGGAGGCAACCUGUCGGGGACAAACAGUUAUCAGUCACUGGUGCAAAGAACAUUUGGUUUCCCUGGAUUUCUGAUUUUAUCUGGACUGCAGUUCUUUUAUCCUUUUAUUGCAAUGGUUAGCUACAACAUCACCACUGGUGACACACUGACCAAAGUAUUUCAGAGAAUACCAGGAGUUGGUCCAGAUCACAUACUUGCAGAGCGUCACUUUGUGAUCUUGAUAUCAACCCUUGCAUUCACACUGCCUCUCUCACUUUAUCGAAACAUAGAAAAACUUGGCAAGGUGUCCUUAAUGUCAAUGGUGCUGACAUGUAUCAUCCUCAUCAUUGUAAUCAUCCAAGCAGCUACCUUUGGACCCCAAAUUCCCCCUACAGAGAAUUCAUGGGCAUUUGCAAAGUGGAAUGCAAUUCAGGCAGUUGGUGUGAUGUCUUUUGCGUUUAUAUGCCACCACAACAGCUUUCUUAUCUAUGGUUCUCUGGAGCAGCCCACGCUAGCUAACUGGACCCGGAUCACCCACGUGUCUGUCGGCUCAGCGCUAAUAAUCAGUGCUGCAUUUGCUGUGGCUGGCUAUACCACCUUCACUGGCUACACACAAGGAGACAUAUUUGAGAACUACUGCAGAAAUGAUAACCUGGCAACAUUUGGUCGCUUCUGUUUUGGCGUCAGCAUAAUAACCACAUUUCCACUGGAGUGUUUUGUUACACGAGAGGUGUUAUCCAACGUCAUUUGCAGUAGGGAUCUUUCAAAAGUUGAAUAUGUGGCAAUAACGUUUCUCAUAGUUGGAGCUUGCGCAUCAAUAUCUUUGGCCUAUGACUGUCUUGGAGUUGUUUUAGAGCUGAAUGGUGUUCUGAGCGCCACACCUCUGAUCUUCAUCAUUCCAUCUGCGUGCUUCCUCAAACUCUCCCCCGGCCGCUGGUUCCAGGGUGAAAACUUGUUACCCACUAUCUUGAUAUUAAUUGGCUUCUUUGUCAUGAUCACCGGUUUGACGAUGACGGUCCUCUACCCUCAAGACUGUUCCCACGGCGUGGAGAUGUUCUACUGUGCAGACGCCAAUGUUUCUGGCACUGUACCACCUGUAUGAAAUCCACCAAAUAUUGAAUUCACUUCUUUUUUUUUAAACACAUGGCAAACAGAUAUGUAACUUUAUGAUCUGGUGCUCUUUUUUAUGGUUUGGGCUAUAGUCUCCUUAGUUCCACUCAAGAGAAAUCUUAAUGUUAUACGAUGCAAUGAUAUUUUUGAAAACACCAUGCAAUAUUACUUUAUUUGCUUAUAUUGUAUUAUAGCAGCAUAUCAUGGUUUUGAAUUGAAAUAUUAAACAGUCACAUACAGGCAUAAUGUUGAGGUGUUCACAUACUUUUGGCUAUAUAUUUUACGUGUUUUGUUUUCCCCUUUGGAAUUAAUAGUCUGUGUUUUUCAUAAUUAUUUGUAUUAUUAUUUGGAAGUGGUCGGUUCCAUAUCCAGCCACACGAUGUCACUAUAGACAAAGAAAACACAUUUAUUAAAAGGAAGUU
Cottoperca gobio is the source of this 1744-nucleotide messenger RNA. RefSeq names its product solute carrier family 38 member 11 (gene slc38a11). Gene Ontology annotation, cellular component: membrane. The record is from RefSeq and is a predicted model, not a curated record. The transcript has 12 exons. NCBI's taxonomy places the organism in Eukaryota, Metazoa, Chordata, Actinopteri, Perciformes, Bovichtidae. Gene Ontology annotation, biological process: amino acid transmembrane transport. Bases 1 to 1314 code for a protein of 437 amino acids. Gene Ontology annotation, molecular function: L-amino acid transmembrane transporter activity.